Molecule: messenger RNA, 2193 nt
Organism: Homarus americanus (American lobster)
Lineage: Eukaryota; Metazoa; Arthropoda; Malacostraca; Decapoda; Nephropidae
Product: sialidase-like
Exons: 2
Coding region: 272-1393 (373 amino acids)
Source: RefSeq, a predicted model, not a curated record
GAUAAUUUUUCCUUCAGUGCUUGACGGUGUUCACAGGUGUAUACUACCGUACUACUGAGCUCUUGCGGUACACUAAACGAUCUAUCUUAAGAUUUUAGUCGUUCAGUGUUCAUAUAUGUUCACUAGACCAGUUAAAUAUAUGGUGUAAAGUGUUCAUAUUUAUCCAGUAGAACCAUUGAAUAAUAUAUCUGUAUAAAUUAAUAUAUUCUAGAUUAAUUUAUAAAGUGCUGUUUGUUACGUCAUUGUUCAGUGUUCAAAGCUACUGUGAACAAUGUUGAAUUUCUUGCUAGGACUCAGGGGUUCAGAUAGCCACGAGGGGACUAAACAGGGCACUAAAGGGGACGAUAGGCACUUGAAGCCCCCAAGACGCUGUUGUUGUAAGGGCGGACAUAGCCCUAGCAGGUACCACAAGCCCCAUAAAAGCCCCAAUAGACCCUCGGGGCUGAGUGGACGCCGUAGCCCCUGUUGUCAUCGUAGUCUGAGUCGCAAUCAUAGCCCCGUUGAUGAUUUGGACGCCGGUGGACACAGCAGUAGUGUUGAUCGCGUUUCAAUGGGACGUCAAAGUCGUUCUGGUAGCCCCUGUGGACAUCCUGGAGUAAGUGGACAUCAGGGGAGAAGUAGACGUCGUAGUUUAAGUGGACAUCGCGAGACAAGUGGACAACUGGAGAGAAGUAGACGCCGUAGUUCAAGUGGACACCAUGAACCAAGUCGACAUCCUGACCCAAGUCGACACGAAGAACCAAGAAGACGUCAUAGUUCAAGUGGACACCAUGAACCAAGUGGACAUCCUGACCCAAGUGGACAUGAGGAACCAAGAAGACGUCACAGUUCAAGUGGACACCAUGAACCAAGUGGACAUCCUGACCCAAGUGGACAUCCUGACCCAAGUGGACAUCCUGACCCAAGUCGACAUGAGGAACCAAGAAGACGUCACAGUUCAAGUGGACAUGAGGAACCAAGAAGACGUCACAGUUCAAGUGGACACCAUGAACCAAGUGGACACCAAGAGAGUAGACGUCAUAGUUCAUGUGUUAUUCCUAUCCUAAAUAUCCUUCUGGCGCCCACUGGACACCAUGACCUCAUCAGACGACACAGUUCAGUUGAAUCACUCGCCCCAAGUGGACACCUCACGCCCACUGGACAUCAAGAACUGAGUAGACGUCACAGCUCAGUUGAAUCACCCGCCUCUAGUGGACACCUCACGCCCACUGGACAUCAAGAACUGAGUAGACGUCACAGCUCAGUUGAAUCACCCGCCUCUAGUGGACACCUCACCCCAAAUGGACACCCAGAACUCACUAGACGUCACAGCUCAGUUGGAAAAAACGGACGUCACUGCCAUCACGGACAUCGUUGCCUACGCCGCGGAUUACACGGACACCACGCAAAAUAAGGACACCCUCUGGACACCUUCCUGACCUCCUAUUUCUCAAUCAAUAGACGGAACUGAAGCAGAAAUAAUAACAAGAAUAAUAAUAGCAAUAAUAAUUAAAAUAGCAAUAAUAACGUUGUAAUAGCAAUAGUUGUGUUUGGGUUUAAUUAAUAUUUUGUGUAGUUACGAAUAUCUGAAGAGAUUUAGGUUAUGUAAGUAUAGAUGCUUAUGUGUACCAGUGUCUGUAUGUGUGUACUGAAUAUGUAUGUGUAUAUAUAUGUAUGUAUGUCUGAAUUAAAAUAUGUAUAUUUAGUUUAGAUUUUGCUGUCAUAUUUUUUAGUUACGUUUUCAAAGCAUUUAUAAAAGGAUAGAUUAUUGCCUUGUAUACAAAUUAAUUAACUAAUGUAUUAUUGUAUUAUAUAAAUCGUUCUUUAGGCAUUAAUUCUGUAGCGUGUAGUUUGUGUUCUGUAGUUUUAUCAGGUUGUUAGAGUUCUGUAAUAGUUAUUUGGUUGAUUACAGUAAUUACAUAAGUCCCCUUGAUAUGGUUUUCUAUAUUGAGUUAAUUACAGAAAAUGGGGAAGUUAGGUGUUUCUUUACCUGUCUUCAUUCUGUUACCUCAUCCAAUUACGGUCAAUAUCAAUAACUACCCUUAAUUACUCAUAAACAACUGACAGACAGGUGUUUACCCCCAAUUAACAGGCUUCACCUAUUGUCCUGAGGUGGAACUAUAGGAAGGGGGGUUAAUCUUCAGGUGAUUUGUAUGAUAAACUAAACUAUGUAUGUAUGGUUUAGCUUCAAUAAAUUAUAUCUAUUCAGUAAAA